AUGCCAUCAUCACAACACCAACAGCAGCAGCAGCAGCAGCAGAAGCUUACCGCUAACUUGCUAUUUUCAGUCACCACGAUAUGCCUUGGGUCUUUACAAUUUGGGUACCACAUGGCCGAACUCAAUUCGCCUGAGUUAGUACUUACAUGUAAGCGUUCACAACCAGGACCAGUGCCGUACAUGGAUUCAUUUUGGGGAUCUCGUGGAUACAUUCAAUGUAUACCAAUGACACCGGAUCAAAUUGGUCUAGUUACAUCGAUAUUUUCAAUAGGAGGGUUGGUGGGGUCAUUCUAUGUUGGACAUUUAGCUGACAAGUAUGGAAGGAAAUUAACUAGUUAUUUGCAUUGCGCAAUGUAUGUCAUUGGAUCGAUAUUGAAUGGUUUAGCCAACACAUUCUAUGGACUACUUUUUGGUAGAUUCAUAUGUGGGUUAGGAGCUGGAUCUGCUUUAGUCAUCACGUCUUUGUACAUAAAUGAGGUCUCGCCAACACAUACGAAGGGGUUAUUGGGAUCAAUGAAUCAAGUAAGUAUCAACGUUGGCAUAUUAUUUACACAAUUGCUUUCCCUUAAGUGGUCUAAUGACAAUGAUUGGAGAUGGUUAUUAAUUACUGCUGGAGUCAUUGCUGCAAUUAAUGUGAUUGUGUUGACGAUUUGGGUUGACGAAUCACCGAUGUGGUUGGUAAAUCAGGGCAAUCAUGAUCAAGCAUACACUGUGUUGCAUAGAUUAAGAGGGGGAAGCUAUUCUGGAGUUACAGCCGAAGUUAAUGGUUGGAAGACUAAUGACGAAUCUGCUGAGGAAAGCAAUUCCUUGAUGGAAAAUGGCGAACUAGACACAGAACAAGAGCUGUCCAAAAGUACUGCUACUUUAUGGGAAUACAUUACGUCCUCUGAAUUUAGACCUUCGCUCAUUGCUGCAGCUGGUGUAUUGAUUUUGCAACAAUUUGAUGGUAUAAAUUCGAUCAUUUUUUACGGAGUAUCUGUUUUGGUAUCUGUGUUUCCUAACCACUCAAUCUUGAUCAAUUGUUUGAUUUCGUUGGUUAAUGUUGUCGUCACGUUUGGAUCUGCCACCGUUGUUGAUAAAUUGGGUCGCAAGCCGUUAUUACUUACAUCGGUGACAUUCCUUGGUGUUGCAACUGUCUUGAUGGGCUUUGGAAUCAUAUGGACCAAUUCGAUUAUGUCAAUCGUGGGAACGUUUACAUACAUCACUUUUUUUGCCAUCGGUCUUGGCCCAAUCCCAUUUUUGUUGGUGGGUGAAGUGACUCAAACUAAAGCCAAGGCAUCGGCCCAGAGUUUUGGUACCAGUUUGAAUUGGAUUGCGACCUUCAUUGUUGGAUACCUGUUCCCAGUAUUGUUGCAUGCGACAGGAGGUUCCGUUUAUUUCAUAUUUACAGUCAUGUGUGGUUUCAGUAUCUGGUUUAUUAGAACUUACGUUCCAGAAACAAGGGGUAAACUGACGUAUGCAGAAGUUUGGGGUAGGUGA
Messenger RNA from Lodderomyces orthopsilosis Co 90-125, 1479 nucleotides. RefSeq names its product Hgt18p (gene HGT18). The transcript has a single exon. Gene Ontology annotation, biological process: monosaccharide transmembrane transport. Gene Ontology annotation, cellular component: membrane. The coding region runs from base 1 to 1479 and encodes 492 amino acids. The record is from RefSeq and is a predicted model, not a curated record. Gene Ontology annotation, molecular function: hexose transmembrane transporter activity. Lineage: Eukaryota; Fungi; Ascomycota; Pichiomycetes; Serinales; Debaryomycetaceae.